Messenger RNA from Owenia fusiformis, 2414 nucleotides. The record is from the annotation of a GenBank genome assembly. NCBI's taxonomy places the organism in Eukaryota, Metazoa, Annelida, Polychaeta, Sabellida, Oweniidae.
CGCUUGUAGUCACCGAGUGAUAUUCCCGGGGAAUAUUCAUCAUAUAUAACGAAGCACUGAACGAAAAAGUACUUCGUUAAAAAUACGAGCGAAUAUAUUUUAAACAACGAUUUCACUUUAAACACUUCUUGCUAAAUUAUUAAUAUGUUUUCAAAGAACAGGCAUCACAUAGAAUUACAAGGUUUAUUUUCAUAGCAUUUAAAUAUUUCUGGCAUGUUCCUGGGUAUCUCUGCUCGGUCAAAUGCUAGUGAUUAGUUCAAAUUAUUUACGAACAUUACAAUUUAUUUGAACGUUCGUAUAAUUAACGCCACAUCAGAAUUCAAUUUAUUUUCACAAAUAUUCUGUUGAAAAUGGGAGAAAAAGAGAAUAUUGUCAAAGAAGCACUUGCAGCCUUUCUCCAGAAAAAUGAUGCUAAUGAUUCAAUCAGUUCCAUAGAUGAGAUAGUAUUGAGCUAUAUGGUGGGGAUACUUGAGGAAUUGGGAGAUGCCAAUGGGACUAUGGAUAACUUUGAUGUUGAAGAUUUUACAGAGAUGAUGACAGCAUACCUUCCUGGCUUUGAAGGCAUAGACAGUGUUGCAGUUUGCUCUUGGAUGUUUGAACUCUCCAACACUUUGUCAACUGAGCAUGAAAAAGGAAAACAAAUAGCUAUAGCAAAGCAACCAAAUAAAGAAAUCACCCCAAUUGCCCUUUCCCCAUCUCCUCCAAUAAACAGUCUACAAAAUAUGAACUUAAGUGAAUGCCAUUCACCCAAGCAAGGGAUGUGCCAGGGAAGUUCACAAAAACCCAUCUUUAAUGGUAUAGGAAGUUCACCAAAACAAAAGUUUAAGGGCCAAAGAGCCAGGCAACACAGGAAGAGCUCAUCAUCAAGGUCGGCAUCCGAGAGCAGUGAUGUCGCUGGAGCUGAAGCUUUUGAACAAGAAAGUCCAUCUAGUAUCUACAUUGAUUCUGGAGAGGAAAAUAUAAGACUUUUGUUGGAGAUGUUUCCUGCAGCCUCUGAGGUUAAAGCAGCGCAUUGUUUAAGCAUGGCUAAAGGAGACAUUGAACAAGCAGCAAACCUGAUGUUAGUAGCCCAAGAGUUAGAGGAACAGGAUGAAACACCACCUGUAAAAUCAAAGUCACAUAAAAAGAGCACUAAGAAAAGCACAUUGAGUGAACUGGAUGAUAAAAAGUUAAAAAAGAGCAUAAUACAAAGGUACUCUUAUCAAGAUUCUGAUGAGCAUCAAAAGCAGCACAAUCCUGUUGUAAAAAUAGAUGACCCCAAGAAGCUAGUCAGGUACAGAAAUGGACAAGUGGUUAGUACAAAAGGUGAAAGGUUUUCAGAAAUAAAGAAAGGAAAUGAGGAAGAGAUGAAAAAGACAUACAUAAAUCUGAAACCUGCAAAACAGUAUAGAUUCCAUUGAAACUCUCAUACAUGACAAAUAUACAAUACAUGUACAAAUAUACAAUACAUGUACAUGUACAAAUAUACAAAACUAGUACAUGUAUAUUUUAUUACCAUUUGGAACACAGACUAUUCAGUACCAACAUAGGUUCCAAUGAAAAAAAGAUAUUAACGAAGUUCCAAGUUUAACUUAUGACACAACGAAUGAAACACAAACAUACUAUUCUAGUAUAUAUUUUUCUACACAGCAGCAGCUGGAACUGAACUAAUCUUUAUUGCUUUUAAGCCUAUCAUAUGUACCUUGCCAGAAAGACUUAACAAAUCAUGAUCUGAUUAGCACAUCGAACAAAGUAUUGGGGAUAUAGUGUACGCCUCUGUCUGUCCGUAUGUCCAAGCAGUAACUCAAAUACCAUUGUCAUGAUAUUGUUUAUAUUUUAUAUGGAUAUGCCGGGUAUGCCCUAUGUAAAUUUAAGUUCUGCUCCAAAGUUAUCAUUUUGGUUAACAUUUUAAAAGUAUUUUAGAUACAACUUAUGGAAUUGUAAUCCAGUGUAUUAAUGUUUUAAUGUAAAGAUUAAGAAGCCCAAUGGGCUUAUUAGCCUUUUGCAGAUUAUUGACAUAGACAUAAAGACAAACCAAAUGAAAAUGGUGGUCAUUUAUAUGUGAAUCAUUUUAAAAUUUUUACUAUACUCCAAGAGUAACAGGAUGAUUUUUUUUAUAUUUUGUAUUUUAGAACUUGAAGGCAUGAGACAUUGUCUCAAUUUUGUAAGAUAAGUGAGCCAUUUUGAAAAAUGGAGGCCAUUUUAUAUGUGUCAUUUUGUAUUUUUUGUUAUAACUUGAAAGCUGAUAGAAUGAUUUUAUUAAUAUUUUACAGUAUAUGUGCCUACGUCCGAGAAUCACAUAUAUAUAAUAUUCAUUUUUCUAAUUCAUCAUGGUAGCCAUUUUGAGAAAUUAUGUCUAGCAGCAUUGUCUGACACUCAUUUGAUGUUUAAUGAGAUUAUUGCCAUACUCAUAUAAUCUUAUAUAUUAUUACAGA